AUGGACGAAAUGUACGCGGGCGUGGACGAUUUCUUUGAAAAAGUGAACAUGGACGAGUUACCGUGUCCAGGGAGGAGAAAUACCACGCCAGGGUCACGAGCUGAGGGGAAAUUCGUGGAGUUGCUGGACUGUUACGCAGUUCCGUUCAGCCUGGAAGACACGGAGAAGGUCAUCUGGAGGUGCCUUGGAGAGGAAGAACCCCAAAGCCCCAAACCUGCGUUCGUUCAGCACUACCAUGAGUGCGAGAAUACACUGAAGCAGAGCAUGUGCAGCGCCUUCACUGCUGGCAGCGUUCAUGUCCGUGUGAUCGUGCGCAAAGUGGGCCGGAAAUACAUGGAGCAGGACCGAGGCGUGUUCAUUUUCCGAAGGCUGAUUCAGCCGGUGGCUGAUAUUCCCAUCGUCUUCCACGAAACAACGCGCUUAAUUGUGCGACCAGGCUCGCCGACCGACCUCGGCCCAACCACGGUAAUUCAGUCGCAUCGACAGUCAACGGCGAGCCACGACGCCUACUCUCUUGCCGCUCAAAGGGUGCCUCGAGCCUUCAUCGACAUGGGAGUCGCAGCUUGGGAAGCAUCGAUCACACGCUUUAACCACUUUGUUGAAGACACGCUGAUUCGAGCGCAUUGA
Molecule: messenger RNA, 627 nt
Organism: Phytophthora sojae
Lineage: Eukaryota; Oomycota; Peronosporomycetes; Peronosporales; Peronosporaceae
Exons: 2
Coding region: 1-627 (208 amino acids)
Source: RefSeq, a predicted model, not a curated record